Eimeria acervulina is the source of this 3765-nucleotide messenger RNA. Its product is annotated as Leucine-rich protein, related. Gene Ontology annotation, cellular component: cytoplasm. The transcript is spliced from 12 exons. The coding region runs from base 1 to 3765 and encodes 1254 amino acids. Gene Ontology annotation, molecular function: protein kinase binding. NCBI's taxonomy places the organism in Eukaryota, Apicomplexa, Conoidasida, Eucoccidiorida, Eimeriidae. The record is from RefSeq and is a predicted model, not a curated record.
AUGAUCGGCUGUGACAACAGCAGCAGCGCCAGCCACAGCAGCGGGGAGGACGGCGACCGCAGCAACAACAGCAGCAGCAGCAACAACAGCAACAGCAGAAACAGCAACAGCAGCACGAGCUCCUUAGGAUUUGUAGAAAGAAAUAACAACAGCAACAGCAGCAGCAACAGCAGCAGCAGCAACAACAGCAGCAGCAGCAACAACAGCAGCAGCAGCAACAACAGCAGCAGCAGCAGCCCUCUCUCAGACGCAACAGCAGCGGGGCCAACUGCCGCACUUCGCAGCAGCAACAGCAGCAAAGAGAGCAACAGCAGUAACAGAAGCAGCAUCAGCAGCACGGAUGCAGCAAUUGCAGAAACCUCAGCAGCAACAGCAGCAGCGGCAGCAGCGCAGGGAUUAAAGACUGAAGCAGAAGCUGCUGACGCACAACCUGAUCCAGCAGAGACGAAAGAGACAGCAGCAGCAGCAGCAGCAGCAGCAGCAGCGCAUCCAGCAGCUUUCUCUCGCCUCAUUUCCAAUGCAUCAGCACCAGCAGCAGCAGCAGUUGAAGCAGCAGCAGCUUCAACACUAGGAGCAGCAGCAGCACCAGCAGCAGGUGCAGCCGCGGCAAAAGCAGCAGCAGCAACAGAAGCUACAGCAGCAGAGAGAAGUGUAAAGACAGAAGCAGCAAAAGAUACAACUGCAGCAGCAGCAGCAGCAGCAGCGGUUGCUGCUGCAGUAGCUGCAACAGCAGCAGCAGGAGACGUUCCAACAGCCACAGAAGUUAAAAUGCAUGCAGCAGCAAAAGCAGCAGAAGCGGCAGAAGCAGCAGCAGAAGCAGUAACAGACGCAAGCGCAGCAGCAGAUCGCUCUGCUGCUGUCGUUGCGUCAUCAGCAGCAGCAGCAUCUGCUGCUGCUGCUUCUGAGAUGCAGACAAUGGUCGGCUCUGUUGCUGCAGCAGAAAGAGGCGCUGAGGCGUCGCCAUUUGCUGCUGCUGCUGCAGCAAAAGCUGCGCCUGAGCUGCAUCGAGCUUCCCCUCAGCCAGAGCAGCAGCAGCAGCAGCAACAACAGCAGCGACGGAAGCAGCAGCAGCAACACCUGCGGCUCCACCCGCUGCUGCAGCAGCUCGUUGAAGGCCCCUUGUUGCCUCCUGCUUGCUGCAGCAGGCAGCAGCAGGACAGCACAACAGCAGCAACAGGAACAGCAGCAGCAGCAGCUGUUCCUGCUGCUGCAGCAGAAGCGCUGAAGGGGCAGCCAACCACUGCUGCAGCAGGCUCUAAUACUGCUCAUAAGCAGCAACAACAGCAGCAGCCGCGGCAGCAGAUAGUGCAGCAGCGGCCGAUAGCGCAGCAGCAGCAGCAGCAGCCGAUAGCGCAGCAGCACCAGCAGCAGCAGCAGCACAACUUGUGGACACUUCUAGGAGGAGGGAGAUCCCCUGGCUCAGCAGCAGCAGCAGCAGAACAUCAGUGCAACGGCAACAGAACUUGCAUGCAUUUGCUGCUGCGAACGGUUGCUGCAGCUGAAGCAAAGAAGUCAGUUGCUGCCUCCGCAUCGUCAGCAGUUGCUGCUUCUCCAGAAGCACCUGCUGCCGCUGCUGCUCCUGCCCCUGCUGCUACUGCUCCUGCUGCUGCUCGUGCUGCUUCUGCUGCUGCUCGUGCUGCUUCUGCUUUUGCUCGUGCUGCUCCUGCUCGUGCUGCUCCUGCUUCUGCUCGUCCUGCUGCUUCUGCUCCUGCUGCUGCUGCUCCUGACAAGGCAGCCUGCAGGGGGCUGCCGCAGAAGGGCGCAGCAGCAGAAGCCGAAGACAGUGCUGCAGCAGCAGCAGCAGCAGCGGAAGCAGCAGAAGCAUCAGAAGCAGCAAAUGCUGCUGCAGCGGUGUUUAAGGCCCACCCCAAGCGGCUCUUUCGCCUUGACCUCAGUCUAUUUGAACCGGAGAGGAUUUCAGGUGUAUGUGCAGCAGCAGCAGCAGCAGCAGCAACAACAGCAGCAGCAGAAGCAGAAGCAAAUGAAGAGGCAGUGGUGUUGGCGCCAGCUGCACCAGAUGCUGCUACUGCUGCUGCUGCUGCUGUUUGCACUGCGGAAGCGCAGCAGCAAGUGCUGCUGACGUCUUUUGCUGCGUGGAAUCCUUUACUGGAGCCCAGCAGCAGCAGCAGCAGCAGCAGCAGCAGCAGCAGCAGCAAUGGCAGCAGCAGCACCUCCACCACCGCCACAGGCACCGUUUUCAAGGCACCGAAGGCAACAGCACUAGCAGCAGCAGCAGCAGCAAAAACAACAGCAGCAGCAGCAGCAACAGGCCCAAAUGUCUCCCGCAUUAAGCAAUUUGUAGAGGAGACACAGAAGGCGAAAGACGCGCUGCUGCUGCAGCAGCAGCUCGAGGAGAAAGAAGAACAGCGGCUAGAAGCAGAGAGACUGGAGGCCCUCAGGCAGAAGGAAGAGGGAGAACGCAAGGCCAAAGAAGAGGCAGCAAGAAGGCAGGCCCUCCUGGAGAAGCAGCGUCUUGAGGAGGAAAAGAGGCAGCAGCAGCAGAAGGAGCAGCGAGAGAAAGAAGAAAGAGAGCGGCAGCAAAAACAAAAGGAACUAGAAGAACAGCAGCGGCAGCAGCAGCAACUGCAGCAACAGCAGCAGCAGCAGCAGCAACUACAGCAGCAGCAGCAACAGCAGCAGCAGCAACAGCAGCAAAGUCAACAACAGCAGCAAGAUCAGCAGCCGCAGCAGAAGGCUGACAGCCCACUGAAGACAUUGCCUUCAGCAGACAGCCGCCCGUUUGUUGCUGAGGCCCUCAAAGUGAUUGAAGAUUUUAGGAAGGUGGAGAAAGCAUAUCAACCCGCUCCCGUCUUCGAUGGUUUAGACGCGGCGGCGUCGAAGAAGGUGCGGGUGGAGGUGAAGGCUUUAAUAAAUUCGUCUCUCAAUCAAAUUGCUUCUACGCAAAGCCAGGUUAUUACUCUGAAUGUUCGGCCGAGUUCAGUGUGGGCUUACACUUACCUCGUUAGAGGGGUGGCGAUGCAUGCAGCAGAGUUUGAAGGUAUAUUUAGAGGGGCUGUCUUCUCUCGGUGUUCGUACGCCGCUCCCUUCUCAUACAGAAAGUCGCAGGGUAUGAGUACGGAGGCCUUUCAUUUGCUGCGAGGGCAGUUUGCUGAGGAGACAGACGCAGCUUUCUUCGAGCGGAUGGCUGCUACUCUACGCCUCUGGAUUGCAUAUCUCGUCUGCGCAGACAAGGUGGAUGAGGUGUGGCGUUGGGGUUCUCGUUUUGUGAAUUUGGUGUGUACCAUCAGCAGCAGCAGCAGCAGCAGCAGCAGCGGCAGCGGCGGCAGCAGCGGCAGCAGCACGAGAGGCAGCAGCAGCAGCAUUGGGGCGUUGCUGCUGCUGGAGUAUCUUCGUACCGGGGGCCGAGUUGCUGCUGAGGCCGAGGAGGUUCGCCUUAUAGCUCAGCUCCCACCUCUAGAGAAGAUGGAUGCUGCCUUGGGGUCUCUUGUGGCUUGUAAAAAACUUUCUCUCUCAACAAACGCAAUUGAAAAGAUUGCAAAUCUCGCUAACCUCAAGAACCUGGAGAUACUAUCAUUAGGCCGAAACGCAAUAAAGAAGAUAGGGGGGCUUGAAGAUGUGGGGUGUACGCUGAGAGAGCUGUGGCUGUCUUACAAUCAAAUAGAAAAAUUAGACGGUUUGCAGCCCUGCGUUAAGCUGCAGGUUUUGUUUAUGUCAAAUAAUAAAGUCAAGUCCUGGGAAGAAAUCGAAAAACUGGUGACUGAAGACAUGCGGGAGCGCGCAAUGGCAGCUGUCUCUGCCCCCUGA